CGAUAUAUUGUAUAAUAUACUUGCUUCGACAACAUAUUCGCAUAUCCGUCGAAUCGCCUAUCGUAUACACUUACUGAACAGAAAUAUAGAUCUAUAAUCAUGCCCAAGUCAAAGAGAAAUAGAAUCGUGACUGUAUCGGCGACCAAGUCCAAGGGCAUCGAGCUUAAAUCUGAUCUCGUGAAGCAGAUUAAGGACAGUGUAGAUGAGUAUAGCAAUCUGUUCGUAUUUACUGUACAGAAUAUGCGCAAUGCCAAGCUUAAGGAUGUACGCAACGAAUGGAGCCACAGUCGGUUCUAUUUCGGUCGCAACAAGAUCAUGGCAAAGGCCAUCGGAGACACCGUAGAGACCGAAGUAGCUGAAAAUAUUCACAAGGUAUCCAAACAGAUUGUUGGAGAUGUAGGACUUCUUUUCACAAACAAAACACUAGAGGAGGUGACUGAGUGGUUCGACCAAUAUUCGCAGUCUGACUACGCUCGUGCCGGCUGUGUGGCUGACAGGGAAUUUGUUAUCAAGGCUGGAGACCUAUCACAAUUCCCACAUAACAUGGAGCCCCAACUUCGAUCGCUGGGACUAAAGACGAGUAUGAAGAAGGGCGUGGUCACUUUGGACGAGGACUACGUUGUGUGCAAAUUUGGACAGACAUUGAGCCCCGAGCAAUGCCGCCUACUGAAAUUAUUCGCCGUGGAGAUGGUUCAGUUCCAAAUAACGCUCAAGUGUCACUGGAACCGCGAGGGCAAAUUUGCCCUGUUGGAUUCCGCCCAGUAGAGUAAAAAUUAUAAAAAAAAUUGUAUAUAAUUAGAAUAAAAAGACCUUAGAUAGCUUAAUAGUAGCCUCAACAACCGUGUUUGCACACAUGUGUGACCGCGUGACUGCAUAUUUGCCUCACUGGAUUCCGG
Molecule: messenger RNA, 896 nt
Organism: Sphaeroforma arctica JP610
Lineage: Eukaryota; Ichthyosporea; Ichthyophonida
Product: mRNA turnover protein 4
Exons: 4
Coding region: 100-765 (221 amino acids)
Biological process (GO): ribosomal large subunit assembly; rRNA processing; ribosomal large subunit biogenesis
Cellular component (GO): nucleolus; preribosome, large subunit precursor
Molecular function (GO): RNA binding
Source: RefSeq, a predicted model, not a curated record